AUGGAACCCGUUCCUGAGACCGAGAGAAUGGAGGAGUUUCGACCCUCGCCUCUUCCCUCUCUCCGGAUCCAGAAUCCCGCUCUGCUGCCUGCCGUUGCUGCCGAGACCGAACCUCUGAGGAAACCGCCCACUUUGCGACGCCAGACCGAUCCGAGUCCCACCUCCCCGACCGCUCCGGCAUGGUCUCUGCCUCCUUUGCCUUACCGUCCCCGUACCACCUCGCCCCUCUCCGGACACCACAGAUCGAGAUCAGCUGCCGCGAAUCUGGCUCCUCCCAUGUCUCGCACACAGUCCAUGCCAGGCGUCAACGGUGCUGGCCACAUCCUCUUCUCUCCUCAAUUUCGUCCUGCGAGUCCCUCGGGCUCGCCCAGCCGCAUUCGAAUCCCACGGAAACCUGUUGACGAAUCCUUUCCCACAUCGCCAAUUCGCAGCUCCGUCUUAGAAUCAGACCGCAGAAACGCUGACUCAAACUCCUCCCCAAUGGCUGGUAACACGGCAUCUUCUGCAGUGCUGCCUCGUCACCGUCGCCCAUCUUCGCCCUUGAGAAACCCGGGACAUGCCAGCACCGGCUCGUUGCCAGCGCUGCCUUCCACCCCCACGUCCAUUGCGUCUUCACCUUCGUUCAGAGGCUACGAAGCCUUUUCGCACGGCUACGGCAUCCCGUCAUUCCCUUCUUCGUCUGUGCCAUCGACCCCUACAUCGACAAGGUCGAGGAGCCCUAGCAUCUCUAGCCUCGAAACGAUACCCGACUCUCCUGAUGCGGAGGAAGCGGCUAUGGAGGCCGAAAGAAUCGCUCAACUCAAAGCGGCCGCUGACGCCGCGGAGAGGGGCGGUGUAACAGAAGGCAGGGGAAGGGGUGGUCUUGACGUGCCAUCGCGAGGCAGGACACUCGGCUUCGGGUCAAGAGACAAGAGAAAGCGGUGGAGUGUCUGUGGUGCCGAACGACGGCAGGACCUUGACUUGGAGACAAUCUGGGAGGAUUAA
This is a messenger RNA of Colletotrichum gloeosporioides, 984 nucleotides long. RefSeq lists its product as uncharacterized. NCBI's taxonomy places the organism in Eukaryota, Fungi, Ascomycota, Sordariomycetes, Glomerellales, Glomerellaceae. The transcript has a single exon. Bases 1 to 984 code for a protein of 327 amino acids. The record is from RefSeq and is a predicted model, not a curated record.